Molecule: messenger RNA, 1245 nt
Organism: Lachancea meyersii CBS 8951
Lineage: Eukaryota; Fungi; Ascomycota; Saccharomycetes; Saccharomycetales; Saccharomycetaceae
Source: the annotation of a GenBank genome assembly
AUGGCUAAGGGAACGCCUAUCAAGAAGGGCAGAGGCUCGAAAAACGGCACUCCUGUGUCCACACCGCCUGUAAAAACUAAGAAAGCUUCGAGCAGGAUUUCGACACCAGCUUCCACACCAGGAUCGACGCCGUCGAAAACCAAGAAGAAAGCGGUCAAGAGCUCUGGCAAACAGGGCGAAAAGCUAGUCUUGAAGUCCAAGGACGCUCCUGUUGCGGCCAAAAAACCGGAAUCUGUAAUUCCAAAGGAUAGAAUUGUGCGCGCCGUGCAAGAACUGCAAAAGUUUGUAGAGAGCGAAAAAGCCAAAACCGAAGAUUCUAACCAGCUUCUGGACGAUGGCGAACUGGACAGACAAGUGGAAUUAAUCGCUGUUAACACCACUUCGUUCACAGACAACAGAAAGGUUUUCAAGCCCAGAUUGUUCAAAAUCGAGCAUUCUCUGUUCAAGCCUUGGAAAGACGCCAGCGAAACCGCUGUCAAAGACUUCAAGACUCUGCUGAUACUCAAGGAUCAAGACGCCUCCAAGUGCUCCGAGGACCAGCUUUAUGAGCAACUGCACGAAUCUGGCAUCACCGUGAACGCCGUGAUCUCGGGUAACGAUCUCAAAACCAAGUACAAAGCACUUGAAAAGAGAAGAGCUUUUGUGCAGGACUUCUCGCUCAUCCUAGCCGACGACUCCGUCGUGACGGCGUUGCCUAAACUUUUGGGUGGUAAAGCAUACGAGAAAGUGGCCACCACGCCUAUUCCUAUCAAGACCAAUAAGAACGGUGGCUUUUCGCUAACGUCGCUUGUAAACAGCAUCAAGAAAAUCUAUCUAAAUACCCUUCCAGCCAAGAUGCCUCGGGGUACAACGCUCAAUGCUCAUUUGGGAGAUUUGGAAUGGUUUUCUGCCGACGCCCUCGCCGCCAAUGUGCUUGCAGUGGCUGAACAGCUAAUUGAGAGCUCUCAGAUCAGAUCCAUUUUUUUGAAGGUGAACAAAUCGCCAGUGCUCCCACUUUACUACAACCAGAACGUCUUAGACUCUUUGACUAAACAAGCAGAUGCUGAGGUCAAGGACAAGGCGCUGAAAAAGUUCACCAUCGCUGGCACGGAAUUGGAGCUAUCCAACUUCGACGCUGCGUUGAUGGAAAUUGCAAACCCAGACGAGCUUGACAAGGUGUUUGCGUCUCGUAUCAACAAGGCAAAGAAAAGAGCAGCCGCAGAAGAACCUGAACAAGGCGUUCUAGCGAAGAAGACAAAAGCAUAA